Messenger RNA from Malaya genurostris, 3384 nucleotides. RefSeq lists its product as uncharacterized. Gene Ontology annotation, molecular function: protein binding. The transcript is spliced from 10 exons. NCBI's taxonomy places the organism in Eukaryota, Metazoa, Arthropoda, Insecta, Diptera, Culicidae. The record is from RefSeq and is a predicted model, not a curated record. The coding region runs from base 219 to 3287 and encodes 1022 amino acids.
GGUAGAUUGAGUUCAGUAUUACUGCGGUACUCGAGCGGACGUGAACAGAAAAGCGAAAACCUUCCCGAUGUCCAUAUUGAGAAGAAUCGAAGAUAACACAAAAAUUUUGGAUUGGGGUAGAACCUAAUUAGUCAUUAAUUAGUACCAAUAAGCGGGUUCUAAUAUCGGCGAGAUAAUCCAAAUACGCAAAACGUAAACGUUCCGUGUCAGGCGCGACAAUGAUUAACUCGGUUUUAGAACAUCGGGUUCUUUUAAAGUUGAACUAUAUCUUGUUGUGCGUCUUACUGGUUCUAGUACAAGUCGAAGGAUUACCGAAAGUAUUUCGGAGUAACGAAAUAUGUGGAGUUUACAACGGACACCGAGUUUAUCUGGAACUGGGUGAUCGGGGGCAAUUACAGGCCACAAAUGUCACUGUUUUGAAGCAUAUCGACCGAACCACACCCACAGUCUGCACCCUUGAGUUGGUUACAUGUCCAUCAUGUAACUUGAAAAUCUCAUUAAGCUACUCAGACUUCCCUACGAAGUGCUCUAUUCGUAACGAGUUACCGUGUCGGUGCGAUUAUCUGGAAUUUUCUGAACCCCCUUUCGAGAAUGACCAGUCCAAACGACGCAACUGUGGCAAUGAAGUAAUAUAUCAAACACAGACCCGGUCGGUACUAAUCAAAUUCAUUCACUGGAACAACCAUUCUCAUGCUUUCACACUGGAAUACGUUGCGGAAAGGAAUCGAGAAUCAUUGCAGGGCGACCCUGGACAAAUUCAGAACCUCACCGGAUCGCACUCCAGAAUCAUAACAACUCCGUAUUUUCCGUCAUAUUAUCCAAGAGAUUUUGGAAAGGAAUAUGUUUUCAGUUGUAACGUUGAUGCUUGCAGGAUAAAUAUAAUCUUUAGUGAUUUCCAGCUGGCCAAGACAUCAACGAUGGAGUUCUAUGACUGGAAUGGGCAACGGUUGGGUGCAGUUUCAGGAGUAAGUUUUCGUCCUCCAGUCGUACAAAGCACUGGUCCAUCAAUGAUAGUGAGGUUCUUCGCCAAUGGGGGGUCGGGACUGGGCUACCGAGCGAAAGUUUCAUUUUUGACUGAAGAAAGUGCUAUGGAUCCUUCGGUUCUACCGGACACCAACUGCGGUGGUACCGUAGAGAACAUUGGAGGAGCUAUCACGAUGAUGAACAUGCUACCCAGUAACAACGAAACCAGAAUAUUCGACUGCGUUUGGCUGCUGAAACCACCGAACACGUAUGCGCAUCUCAAAACGCAUUUGUCGUUAAAAAUUAACACGUUCGAAAAGAUGGGACCGAGUUCAAUGCUGACUAUGAUUCAGGGUACUACUUCGAAUAAUGCAGUACUGGACGUAAUCAGAUCUAGUACACCUAGAAAUGGACGAAACUAUAUUGUUCCACUGACUACCGGAUUUUAUAUUCAUUUGAGAGGAAUUUUCACGAUUCAUUCCAAAAUGGCUUUGGUGUACGCGGCCUUCAGUUACCUUGACUGUUUUAUGGGUUCCGAAUACUUAUGCAAAAAUCGAAAAUGCAUUCCGAUUCAGCUACAUUGUGACGGUUUUGAUCACUGUGGAGACGGCAGUGAUGAACCAGAAAGCUGCGAAACGGAAUGGGAGUCUGAGGUGGUGGAUCGCCGAUGGUACUCGCACACGCCUAACUAUUACUUUCCUAAGGUCGAUCGGUAUCCGGAUCUUCGAACUGCCACCACCGUCUUUAUUGUAAGUUCUAUUGGUUUGAUAGUUUUGAUUUCAACACUAGUGAUAUUGCUGUAUCGAUCUGGGAACCGAGCACGUCAACAACGGGAACUGCAAAGUCAACUGCAGACCAUCAGUGAUUUAUUGGUGACUGUCAUUCAAGUAGAUAGCAACAACACUCACGGUGCUGAAGAACUGGACGAUCCCCCGAUGUACGAAGCUCCGCCUGAUUAUGACGAAAUAAUCAAAGUAGGCAUGGAUGACGACGUCAAACAAAAACGAACAAAACCUUCGUCGUCUUCCUCCGGAAGGCGGAGCCGGAUGAAGCGUUCUCGUAGACCAAGCAACGUUUCCGACAUUAACAAUCCAAUUCUUGAGGUAUGGUUGCCUCCGGAAUCGAAUGACGUUCCUUCCACUAGUGGUUCCACACUACAAGUUCCAGUGGCUAAUGGUGGCAAUCAAAGCAUGUCGGAACCGGACAAUGGAAUCCCGUUCGACUUACACUGGAAUCUACCGGAAUCGAAUGCGUUCCUGCCAAUCUCCGUCAUAGAAUGGCGUUUACAGAAGCUUCAACGUCGAACUCGGCGAGCCAGAAUGUCGGCAAUGGAACGUCAACAUUCUCCGGCACAGCUGAUGCGCCACCAGCGUACGAUGAAUCGUUCUACCGGAAUUGAUUUCGUUCCAUUUACUAAUAUUUGCGAGGAGAAUAUUGUAUUGAGUGUAAGUAUUCCGACCAUCCAGGCCAUAGGCCGUUCAACAUCCGGUUCUAGCGAGAACCAACCUAAGGAUCACUUUGAGGAAGCGUCGGCAAAGGAAUCCCCAGAGCAAUCAAUCUCUCGGAUAGUGCUUUCCGUCGAGAAGAACAGUAAUAUCGGAUCAACUUCUUCUGUAGAUGCCGUAGAUAAACCUACACACAUGUGGAAUGAAAGAACCCGUAACCAACGGCUUUGGUUGGCAUUCGGUAGUGACGAAUUACAGUUCCCUGCUGUAUCACCUAGUUGCUACGAAGCACUUGACUCGGUGGAUUUUAGCCAAAUACAAGCAAUCGACGCCUAUCUUUUAGCCUGUGAAUCUGCUUCCAAUAAAAAACUCAGCCAUAACCAUGAGCAUGGUUCGAGCAGUACCGAUCAUUCGCAGGAUCCCUCUACCACUUCAAGUCUGAAAAACCGUUCAACCAAAAACUGUCCCCGUUGCAGGGAAAAACUUUUUUCGCAAAACUCCUGGUGUCCAAGUUGUGCUCUUACCAGAAUGGCAAAAGUACCAACCGUAAUCUGUUCUACGUGCGGCGGCAAGAUAUCUCUGCAAGAAAGUCUAAGUUCGUCUCGUGGGCCAACUGCUCAACAGUCCAGUUCCAGCGGCAGUGAAGGGGAACUGCCACUAUCCACAACAACGGUGAAGCUCUGCAAUUGCUUCCCACGAUUUGGUGGUUCGCAGGACGAAAUUUUGCGAUCGGAAUCAGCAACUGUUAUUCUGGAUAGGCCGAAGUCCAUCGAUCAAGUGGAGACCACCGGUUAUGCUAGAAGAAGUGUGGCCAACCUAGCCAGUAGCUUUGAGGCGUUCAUCAAUUCUCACAUGGGAGCACCAAAAUCUGAUAAGUGAAACAUUCUGUAUUUAGUUACUUAAUUGACUUGUGAUAAUCAUUCGGAUAAAUAAAUUUUUACGAAGAGGUACGGAACGUAUGUUGUUCCCUUAAGUA